Messenger RNA from Pseudogymnoascus destructans, 1335 nucleotides. RefSeq lists its product as uncharacterized. The transcript has 4 exons. Lineage: Eukaryota; Fungi; Ascomycota; Leotiomycetes; Thelebolales; Thelebolaceae. The coding region runs from base 255 to 866 and encodes 203 amino acids. The record is from RefSeq and is a predicted model, not a curated record.
UACCUUACUUUAAUGAGCUUCUUCUAUCCCUACUCCGCCCACUCCCUCGUUCUCUCCUCUCUCUUCUUCAAUCCCCAGUCACUCCCAUUCAGGUUCGCAUUGCGCCUCUUUCUCUCUAAUACCUUCGUUUUCCGUUUCGUGCUCUUUGACAUUUGGUUUUCUGCAUCGACUGAAGCUACCUCCCAGAUCACUAUUUACCCCCCUCCAUACAAAUAUACCUACGCUUUACCCCUUCAAACGAAAGAUUACUCGACAUGUUCUGGUCCAAGGUCUUCGGCGUUGCCGCCCUCGCUGUGGCAGUUGCUGCUCAAGAGGUUGCCGUUGCAGAGCAGUACCAUAUCGAGCCAUCGUCCGUGCUUCUAUCAACAAGAAAGGUGUGGUGCAACGACCAAACGAGCACUUGCCCGCUGCUGUGCACACAAUACCCAGGUGGCUCCAUGACCACCGCCGCGAACGACUGCCAUCCUGAAACCCUGACAUACGACUGCACCUGCGGCAACGGCCUCUCCCCCAACAUGACCGAGUACAGCUUGACCAUCCCCUUCCACAUCUGCAUCGAAUGGGGCCAGCAAUGCGUCGCCGGCUGCGGCGGCGUCAACACCUGCCAGGCCGCCUGCACCGAGGGCCACCCCUGCGGCGCCCAGGACCCUUCGCGAGGCAACGCCACAGCCACCACCACCAGCGGCGCACCAGCAGCAACAAGCACCAGCCCAGUCGUUCACAACGGAUUCAGUGACGGCAGCACUACGGAUGGGUCUACCGUGGCCAAGCCCAAUACAGCCCGCGCCGCCCUCGAUCUGGGGAGAAGCUACGGCCUAGCCAUCGUGUUUGCGGGUAUCUUCGCGGCCUUUGGAUUCAUCAUGUAAGGCGUUCCUCGCCGGGUUAACGGACACGACGAUGAUCGGAUCCUCUUUUCACCUCUUCCGAAGUACACUGCAUCUCGCACACUCGUUUCUUUUUUGAGUCGCGCUCGAGCACUACUCUCACUUUAGCGCUGCAUAUAAUCCAGCCCUUUUCGCGAAUUGAUAAGUUGGGGGUUCCGGGGAGUAAAUAAUUGCCAUAUUGAGGUGGGAAUGUGAGGGCAAGGUGGAAGAUGGUGCUGGGGGACGGGCGGUUAAGUUAAUGCAAGUUGUGGAGUGGAAUUGUGACCUUUCUUGAGAGCUUUUUGGCGUUAGUAUACUAUACUUUGCUUUUGGAUUACUUGGGUUUUUGAUUAUGAUUUGCAAGGUGUUCUGGGUUUUCGUGUGAGGAAAAUAGCUUUUGUUCUCCAGAUCAGACGACAUCUUCAUCUUCAUCUUCAUCUUCAUCUUCAUCUUCAUCUUCAUCUUCAUCUUC